AUGGGUAAAAGAAGAGGUGGUUCAUCCGAUGGUGGUAAUGCCAAGAAACGUUAUAAGAAACCCACUAAUGUUUUAUUAGAUCCUAAUACAUCUGGUAUAUAUGCUACUUGUAAUCGAAAUAAAGAAAAAGCAUGUAAACAAGAAUUAAUGUUAUAUUUACAAGAUAAAAUAGAGGAAUUAUACAAAGUCAGCGAGUUAGAAGAUGAAGAAGAUGAAGAUGAGCUGUCAGUAAAAGAAGAACUUUCUAUUGAAGAUAAACUUCAACAAGAACUUAAUGAGAUGAAAGAAUCUAGCAAAAAUAAAACAAAUUUAUUAACUCCAAUAGAUAUUGAUUGUGAAUGUUUAGUUUUCAUUAAAACUAAAAAACCAAUAGAUCCAGAAGAAUUAGUUGAAAAAGUAUGUGAAGAAAGUUAUGAAUCUACAGUUAAAAGAACAAGAUAUACUCAAAAGUUAUCACCAGUUAUGGAUUCAUGUAGUGCAUCAAAAGAAGAAUUACAAAAUUUAACUCGUCGAGUUUUAGCCAGACAUUUUCAUCAACUGGAAGAUCAAAAACCAAUUAAAUUUGCCAUUAAUAUUAAUAAAAGGAAUUUUAAUACUUUGAAUAAAGAUCAAAUGAUUAAAGCAAUUGCUGAAUGUGUUGGGAAUGAACAUGGACAUAAAGUUGAUUUGAAGGAUUAUGAUAAAUUAAUUCUUGUUGAAUGUUUUAAGAAUAAUAUUGGAAUGAGUGUUGUUAAUAAUUAUCAAAAAUAUAAUAAAUAUAAUUUACAACAAAUCUAUGAAAAGAAGGAAGUUUAA
Hemisphaericaspora subhashii is the source of this 795-nucleotide messenger RNA. RefSeq names its product putative tRNA acetyltransferase. The transcript has a single exon. Lineage: Eukaryota; Fungi; Ascomycota; Pichiomycetes; Serinales; Debaryomycetaceae. Bases 1 to 795 code for a protein of 264 amino acids. Gene Ontology annotation, biological process: tRNA modification. The record is from RefSeq and is a predicted model, not a curated record. Gene Ontology annotation, molecular function: RNA binding.